Messenger RNA from Truncatella angustata, 1204 nucleotides. RefSeq lists its product as uncharacterized. Lineage: Eukaryota; Fungi; Ascomycota; Sordariomycetes; Amphisphaeriales; Sporocadaceae. Gene Ontology annotation, cellular component: nucleolus; 90S preribosome. Gene Ontology annotation, biological process: maturation of SSU-rRNA from tricistronic rRNA transcript (SSU-rRNA, 5.8S rRNA, LSU-rRNA). The record is from RefSeq and is a predicted model, not a curated record. The transcript has a single exon. Bases 172 to 1113 code for a protein of 313 amino acids.
GUGGGGUUAUCGAUAGCGACCAUCAAGAAAAUAAUUGAUCCAGCAUCUCUUAGCAUUGGCCGUGAUCAUACACAGCCAUAUAUUCUCUUCUGGAACUAGACUCCUAAAAAGCCACAAGCCCUGAGUCGCCACUGCCACGACAGACCAGGGAAAUUACAGCAUUCACUCCACAUGAUGGAGCGAUCAAAGUCGGCAAAGCGCAAGUUACCAUCCGCCGGCUUGCAGAGACGAGUGCGAGCAAGAAAGAAUGAGCCAGAGCCCGAUUUCGAACAAGACCAUGAUAGUCAGUCAUCAGUAGAAGAGAGCGAUGGCGAGGACGUAUCUCAACUAGGUUCCGAGGGCAGCGAGGAGGAGGACGACGACGAAGAAGAAGAAGACGAAGAAGAGCCCGCCAACCCCGGGCUCGCAGCAACCCAAAUCUCCUUUGGCGCCCUGGCAAAAGCCCAAGCCUCCCUGCCCAGCGCGCGCAAGAAACACCAAAAGGGCACAUCCCAGGACGGCUCGGGAGAUGAGGACGACGACUCCGGACCCGAAGAGGUCGAUCGAAAUGGCAACACCAAGCUCAAGCCCAUCGCCGGCAGGUCGAGCAAGCACGCGCCCGCCGAGAUGACCUCGAAGCGCCAGGUCACGCGCAAGCGCCAGGUCGUCGACACAAACACAAUACAUUCCCGCGACCCGCGCUUCGGACCCCCGCUGGGCGGCAUCGACGCGAGGACGAACGACGAGGCCCUGCGGAAGAAUUACUCGUUCCUCAACGACUACCGCGACACGGAGAUGAAGGAGCUGCGGGCCAAGAUCAAGAAGACGAAGGACCCCUUCGAGAAGCAGCGGCUGGAGAGGGAGCUCCUCAUCAUGCAGAGCAAGAAGCAGACGCAGGAGCGCAAGGACGCGGCGAGCCGGGUCAUCGAGGAGCACAGGCAGAAGGAGAAGGAACUGGUCAAGCAGGGCAAGACUCCCUUCUACCUGAAGAAGAGCGAGCAGAAGAAGAGGGUCCUGGUUGAGAGGUUCCAGGGCAUGAAGAAGAGGCAGGUCGACAAGGCUAUCGUCCGGAGGAGGAAGAAGGAGACUGCCAAGGAAAAGAAAGAAUUGCCCAUGGAGAGACGUGCCAGGUGAUGGUGUUUCGGGCAGACCGGCGAGGAGCCUCCUUCAUAUUAGUCUUGCAGGACUUCGCAGAAUAAGUUUACAAUUGAUGAUACCAACGAGG